AGAGAUUAGUUUGAAGGUUGCCGUAUCUCCGAAGGUUCCAUUCUGUAUUGAGAGCUCACGGUGCUACGUAAGCGUUUAUGCGUCUGCCAACGGGGCGGCAUUGAGCAGAGGGAUCUAGUUAAGUUAUUCCCACUGAGCGAAAAGGAAUGCUGCUGCUGCUGCUACGGACUUUACGCAUGGCAUUUCUCCGUGACUUUGCGUGCCCCACGGGAACCACUCGCGGGCCAAAGGCAGGCAACCCAUGGCCGGUCUCGGCCCUCGUGCGGCCGUAGCCUGCACCGUUCCGGCAGCUGCGCUUGUGCUCCUCAUCUCCCUGUUCCUCUUUAGAAGAAGGCUGAGGCACAAUCAACAGCACCCUCCCCAACUCGCAAGCGUCGACGAGCCUUUACUGGAGCCGGAAGCAUCCACGGACACGCAGUCUCAAAGGCCAGACCAGGAUACGCCGCUCUCUGUUUGCGAUUCCGAUAUCAUGGCCCUGAAGGCCUCCACGGAUUUCGUGGAAGAUGAGGCCCCCUCUCCCGAGCUGCUCAGGAACGAGGACGACGACGUUCCGAGCAGGGAAGGGUCGGUGGAUUCCGCCCUGUGCGAGAGUCUGGUCAGCUCGAGCGCGGCGGAGUCUCCGAAAUUUGUAGAUAAACAAAACGAACAAAGGGAGGAAGAGGACAGAGUGGCCAAAGACAUGUCGACCCUCUGCUUAGAUGCGGAUGAAGAAGACGACGGAGUCGAGACGGAUGCGAGGAUGCCAGCCAAGACGGAGUCAUGCGCGGAGGAUAGCAAACAAGAAGUGAUACAGGAAGAGGAGGAGGAGGUGGUGGCGAUAGUGUCCCCUGUGGGUGACAGUGAUAGUGGGACCUGUGUGGAUAGCAGUGCACAAGAGAAAGCUGUGUCAGCAGUUACUUGUGACGGGGACAAUGUUGCCAGCUCAGAAGGAAGAGCAGCAGACGACAGCACGGGUGAUGCGAGCCUAUCUCUACAGACGGCCUUCUCUGAUGCGCACAGUGAGGGCUCGAGUGACAGUGGCAAGGGGAGCAGCGACAUUCACGUUGGGUCGGACUCUACCCCCACUAUUCCAGAGGAUCUCCCCACGGUGUACGAGUUUGAGCUUCCUCAAGAUCUUUGUGGCCGCCUCAUUGGACGAGGAGGGCGCAAUGUUGCUGCCAUCAAGGAUCAGUCCAAUGCCAACGUGUUUGUUCGACGACACCCUUUCAAUCCAAAGCUCAAGCUGUGUGCUGUUGAAGGUACCCAGGGUGAAGUGAAAAUGGCUCUUGAAAUGAUAAGAAAAAAGUUCCCACUCAACACAUAUCCAAGCGUCACACUGGCACAAAUCAACUUGCUACCGUACAUGGAAGUUCCCCUCCCGGAAACGUUACAGCUGAACCUGCCAGAAGGCGUCACAUGCGACGUGGUACUUACGAGCAUGGUGACGGCCGGCCAUUUCUUCCUGCAGCAGCCGACGCACCCUACAUAUCCAUCACUGGCGCGACUGGACCAGUGCAUGUUGGCUUGCUACUCUCAGGUCAACACGCCGCCACUGCCACAACCCGCUGAAGCAGGCAUCAUCUGCGCGGCUCAGGUGAUGGGCGGAUGGUUCAGAGCACUAGUCGUCGGCGUCUCGGAGGAUGGCGAGGAAUGCGAUGUGAAGUUUGUUGACUACGGGGGCUAUUUGCACUUAUCCACUUCAUACCUCAGGCAGAUCAGGAGUGACUUCAUGACCCUGCCCUUCCAGGCAUCCGAAUGCUACCUUGCAAACGUGCAGCCUGUAGAAGGUAACACUUGGUCGGUGGAAGCGUGCGCCAUGUUUGAGGACUUGGCCCAAGGUCAAAUCCUUCAGUCACUCAUCGUGGGCUACGCCGAGAACGGCAUUCCCUACGUGCACUUGUACAGGAUUCAAGGCGUUUCGAAUGUCUUCAUCAACCGAGAGCUGGUGAACCGCAGAGCUGCAAGAUGGGUCGAGCUGACGCACUGAUCCGUCGGAAGAGCACGAUGUUUGGUUUUAUGUGGAUGCAGCAGUCGUCGAACCGCCAAGACAAUGUCAACACUAUCCUCCCUGGGCCCCACCUCACAAGAAAGAAAGAAAAAAAAAAAGAACGGCAUGCCAGGUUCCAUGUACAGGAGAAGACAACUCCCGCAUGAGGGAUCGGGGGGAAAGAGCUCAGGAAGCAGGUAGUGAUCUUAAAGCUUGAAAGUCUCUGUGUAGAUUGAACUGGCAGCAGAGUUUGGUUUGCACACCUACCAAGCGAAGAGGUCAGUUAUUUUGUUCACUCGGUGCCACUACAUCAGACGCCAGAUUUUUUUUCAGUCAGUUGUUCAUAUCUCUGGUGCUAUGCAGGAAAGACUUGAAGCAGCUCUGUUGGAAUAUUUUUUUUUUAAUAUACUUCUUUUUGGGAUGUCCUCCGAGGGUUGUGUGCGCUGAAGCUGCGUGUGUUCACAGGAACAAAGUCAUAUCAGUUUACUGAGUUAAGUUUUACAGAAAUUCGGUGAGGAAAAUCUGUGGUUCUUUCGCUCACCAAGAGUAAGCGGUUUUCUGUGAUAUUUUAAAGAGACACGCUGAAAAUUUCUGGGAAACAAAAUUCUCAUUUUUUCUGCAUUCAGUGAACACCACACCCUGUUUAUUUUUUAUUUUUGGCUGCUAAAACUCAAGUUUGUUGUAAUAAAGUGCCAGGUACAUUGGGGAAAGGGAUUCAGGCAGCCACAGACAUUGAGCAGUUUAACAUGAAACUGCAGGGAAUAAACGCGAGCAAUUUCAAGCUUUCAGUGUACAAUUGUUUUCGCCAACCACAUUAAAGAAACUACCAACGUACAGAUAUCAGUAGUUUUUGGUCAGUGCAAAGUGAUUAGAGAACCUCGUAACUACAUACGAAGACUGUCGGAUCAGGCACUGUCAGUUUGUAGUGGAGGGUGUGUACACUGGAGUGGUUCUUGUUUUGGUUCCACAGCAGCACCAUAUUCCCAUCACAUGUGUCUGGCAGUGACUUUUAUUGCUCGUCCAUCGUACAUGUGUGCACACUUUUCCUAGAAACAGAUACUGCUUUGUAUGAGGGGUUUCAUUUUUGUUGUCUGUAUCAGUAUACCAACACCUAGCCUACACCAGCUUGCUUGUGUUGUUUCCUUGUUCUACAUUAAAUUUGCACAUUCAUUUAAGACCACUCAGAAACGUGGCAGCGAUCACAGAGUGCUUGUCCGCACGUUCGUAAGAGUAGGGGUUCUUCUUCACCCGUUGUAACUGUUGUAGUGUAGUAAUUUGGAUUUCAUAUUAUUGGUCCUAACGUCAGCUUAUUACCGUUUUUCCAUGUGAUACUCAAAGUGUACCGAAUAAUGCUGUCUGAAUUUACUGUGGCCUGCUUUCGCAAGUUGUAUUGUAAUUGGAAACAAGUGCACGCAAACGAUCAUGGGUGGGAAACAAACUUCAGCGCACACAACUCGAGAGGUUUCCCUUCACAGGUCACUAGACAGUUCGUGUACAAGUGGUUUUGCUGUAAAUACUACGUUUGUUUUCUUCUUUGCAUUAGUGAUACUAGAAUUGUUAGCACUUUUGCUUUCGAGUAGUAAACGUUUGCCGCAGCUUUAGAUCUUGCCUGAAAAGGCGUAUCAGCACGUUGGAUGCUGCUGUUGUGUACAUAAAUAGGGUGUGCAAAGUUGUUAACGAAAAGAAAAAAAAAAACUCUUUAUGGGGUGUUCAGUGUCGCUCAACAACAGUGCUGUCCUGUUGCUGUCCCAGUAUUUUCUUAAGCUCACCCCUGUACAAGAUGUAAAGGUAUGCAAAAGAUAAGCUUCCUUUCUGUUUUUUGCAUUCUCAUGGAAUGCCUAGGGUUUCUGCAAAGCCAUUACGCGCCUUCUUGUGGAAUACGUGUAUGGGAGUACAUGGUUAUUUAAAUGUGUUCUGACUGUGAGGAAUAAAGUAUUUUUCUCAUU
Ornithodoros turicata is the source of this 3912-nucleotide messenger RNA. RefSeq names its product A-kinase anchor protein 1, mitochondrial-like (gene spoon). The coding region runs from base 242 to 1966 and encodes 574 amino acids. The record is from RefSeq and is a predicted model, not a curated record. Gene Ontology annotation, molecular function: RNA binding. The transcript is spliced from 9 exons. Lineage: Eukaryota; Metazoa; Arthropoda; Arachnida; Ixodida; Argasidae.